AAUCUCCUCACAACAUGCCUUUACCAGCGCCGCCACCGCCUGUUCGCGUCAUUAUUCGCUUGCCUUACAACCGUCCACACGAAGGUUACGAGAAUCCGCCUCAGAUAGAAUGGACCCCGAAGAAAGAGAGUAUAUUAUGGGAGGUCAUUGCCAAGUCAAGAGCCUCCGAUAGCGGUGGAACAGAUUGGCAAGGACUCGCUUUACAUUUAGAAGUACCACUCCCAUAUCUGCUAUUCAGAGCACAAACGCGCUACGAAGAAGACCUCAAGGGCAUACAACAUCUCCAAGGACCCUUUGCACCGGCCGCAGGACCGCCUUCAGCUAAAGCUGUCGAUGAAGAUGGGAAGGGUCAAGAUCAGGUUGGACUUGCUAGGAAGACAUCGUCCCGCGCUACGUGCAGUACAAAGUUACCCGCUUCUGGUCGUCUCAACACACCGCUCGGGAUCCGUGCGAGAUUGAAUUCGCUAGGCUAUGACUCUGGUUCGAGACACUCAAAGGCUUCCUCAUCCUCUGUACUUACACUCCAGGGCCCUAAGCCACCUCCAAUACGGACAUCGACUUCCUCAUUACCAUACCCCGACUCAAAUUCAGAAUCGGAAGAAGAAGCGGAGAAAGCGGAAGAGGAGGAACGUCGAUUGGAGGAACAGGAGGCGCUUGACAAGAAGUUGAAGCAUUUGCAGUCUAUAAUGACAAGCAAUACUCUCGGACUUGUUAAGGAGGCUCAACCCAAGAAGAAGGGUAAGGAGGUCCAACGGGGACGUGAUGUCAGGUCACCGACAUCACCCUCGCCACUACGUCAAACAUUUGCUGGGAGUUUUCGUAGAGACCUGAGUUCUAGCGAUCUUAAUUCCAACACAAGCUCCCCUCAAGGGUCUAUUCCGUCCAUUCCUUCCCCGCCCCCUGAGAACGAACCGCGUUCACCUGUUGCGAGACAUUUUCAGCACACGAAGUCAUCUAGUCCGCCUGCUAUCUCAAGGGUCCAAGCGCAUGUGCCGUACAGACCGAUGACAGUCGGGUUGACGCAUACAAGCGAUAGGAGUAGUACGCAUGGAUCAAGUGCGUCGAGUUUUACAGAUAUUAGUGAUAUGAGCCUGUCCUCCGCGGAGGCGCUAGAGAAUGCGUUACAGUCAAACUUCCCCGGAACGGGUUCUCGAAUGUAA
Fomitiporia mediterranea MF3/22 is the source of this 1160-nucleotide messenger RNA. RefSeq lists its product as uncharacterized. Gene Ontology annotation, cellular component: phagophore assembly site. NCBI's taxonomy places the organism in Eukaryota, Fungi, Basidiomycota, Agaricomycetes, Hymenochaetales, Hymenochaetaceae. The transcript is spliced from 4 exons. The coding region runs from base 15 to 1160 and encodes 381 amino acids. Gene Ontology annotation, biological process: autophagosome assembly. The record is from RefSeq and is a predicted model, not a curated record.